AUGGUGAGGGUGCUGUGCCUGGGCCUGUCCUAGGUGCCUGUGUGGUGAGGGUGCCAGUGUGCACAGAGGAGCCCUGAGGACACUGAGACAGCCAUGGGGCUGCUGACGGGGGAGGCGCUGUGGCCCCUGGCUGUGGCCAUGGCCGUCUUCCUGCUCCUGGUGGACCUGAUGCACCGGCGUGUGCACUGGGCUGCGCACUACCCGCCAGGCCCCAGGCCGCUGCCAGGGCUGGGCAACCUGCUGCACGUGGACUUCCAGGACAUGCUGCACUCUGUUAACCAGCUGCGGAGCCGCUUUGGGGACGUGUUCAGCCUGCAGCUGGCCUGGACGCCCGUGGUCGUGGUCAACGGGCUGGCGGCCGUGCGCGAGGCGCUGGUGCACCACAGCGAGGACACCGCUGACCGCCCACCCUCGCCCAUCCAUGAGCAUCUGGGUUUCGGGCCUCGCGCGCAAGGAGUGAUCCUCGCGCGCUACGGGCACGCGUGGCGUGAGCAGCGGCGUUUCUCCGUGUCCACCCUGCGCGACUUCGGCCUGGGCAAGAAGUCCCUGGAGCAGUGGGUGACCGAGGAGGCCGCCUGUCUCUGCGCCGCCUUCGAGGACCAGGCCGGGCGCCCCUUCAGCCCCAACGCCCUCCUGAACAGAGCGGUGAGCAACGUGAUCUCCUCGCUCAUCUAUGGGCGGCGCUUCGAGUACGAGGACCCGCGCUUCCUCAAGCUGAUGGACCUGAUGGAGGGCGCAUUGAAGCACGAACCAGGACUCCUGGGCAAGGUGCUGGAAUCGGUCCCUGUGCUGCUGCGCAUCCCGGGGCUGGCUGCCAAGGUCUUCAAGGGGCAGAGGGCCUUCAUGGCUCUUCUGGACGAGCUGAUCGCCGAGCACAAGAUGACCCGGGACCCAGCCCAGCCCCCCCGAGACCUGACUGACGCCUUCCUGGAUGAGGUGGAGAAGGCCAAGGAGGACCCCAGGAGCAGCUUCAACAAUGAGAACCUGCGCAUGGUGGUUGCUGAUCUGUUUUUCGCUGGGAUGGUGACCACUUCGACCACACUGGCCUGGGCCCUCCUGCUCAUGAUCCUGCACCCGGAUGUACAACACCGGGUCCAAAAGGAGAUCGAUGAGACAAUAGGGCAAGCGCGGCGACCAGAGAUGGUGGACCAGGCCCGAAUGCCCUUCACCAUGGCCGUGAUCCACGAGGUGCAGCGCUUUGGGGACAUCAUCCCCCUGGGCGUGCCCCACAUGACCUCCCGCGACAUUCAACUGCAGGGUUUCCUCAUCCCUAAGGGGACCACGCUCAUCACCAACCUGUCGUCAGUGCUGAAGGACGAGACCGCCUGGAAGGAGCCCUUGCGCUUCCACCCCGAGCACUUCCUGGACGCCCAGGGCCACUUCGUCAAACAGGCGGCCUUCAUGCCCUUCUCGGCAGGCCGCCGCUCAUGCCUCGGGGAGCCCCUGGCCCGCAUGGAGCUCUUCCUCUUCUUCACCUGCCUCCUGCAGCGCUUCAGCUUCUCGGUGCCCGCUGGGCAGCCCUGCCCCAGCGACCACGGGACCUAUGGCCUCCUGGUGGCCCCACCCCCCUACCAGCUCUGUGCUGUGCCCCGCUAGAGGGGCAACCACACCCCAGCCGCUCCUCAGCUGGGAGCCCUGAUGUACAAUAAACCAGCCUGGUGGCUGCAGCCU
Molecule: messenger RNA, 1671 nt
Organism: Myotis daubentonii (Daubenton's bat)
Lineage: Eukaryota; Metazoa; Chordata; Mammalia; Chiroptera; Vespertilionidae
Product: cytochrome P450 2D14-like
Biological process (GO): xenobiotic metabolic process; arachidonate metabolic process
Cellular component (GO): intracellular membrane-bounded organelle; cytoplasm
Molecular function (GO): iron ion binding; heme binding; oxidoreductase activity, acting on paired donors, with incorporation or reduction of molecular oxygen, reduced flavin or flavoprotein as one donor, and incorporation of one atom of oxygen
Source: RefSeq, a predicted model, not a curated record